This is a messenger RNA of Symbiodinium natans, 4745 nucleotides long. The record is from the annotation of a GenBank genome assembly. Lineage: Eukaryota; Dinophyceae; Suessiales; Symbiodiniaceae.
GUUAAACACCCGCAGCUGCUCUACGAGGCAAAGCUCCUUGAGCAAGCUGCCGGCCAAGGCUUCCCAAAGGUCUACUGGCAUGGAAGAGAAGGCGACUUCAACAUUCUGGUCAUGGAGCGCUUGGGCGCCUCACUUGAGGAGUUGCUGGCGCUUUGCGGUGGGCGACUGUCCCUCAGGACAGUGCUGCUGCUGGCGGAGCAAAUGAUUCAGCGAGUCCAGCUUUUGCACAGCCUGGGGUUCGUGCAUCGCGACAUCAAGGCGGAGAACUUCCUGAUUGGCUGGAAGAGCAGCAGGCGAAUGCUCUACGCCAUCGACCUUGGCCUCGCCAGGCCCUGGCGAGAGAGUUCAGGAGCCCAUGUUCCAUACAAGGACGGCAAGAAGCUGGUGGGUACAGCGAGAUUCUCCUCGGUGACCUCCCACUUGGGCGUGGCGCAAAGCCGCCGCGAUGACGUAGAAGCCCUGGCCUACUUGCUACUCUACCUACGCCGAGGGCGGCUUCCCUGGCAGGGACUUGGAACAGCCACCGAGGAGGCCAAAUAUGAGCGGAUUCUCGAUGCCAAGAUGUCCAUCACGCCUGCAGAGCUGUGCAAGGGUGAGCCGGCACAGUUCGCAGCGUUCCUCAAGUAUGCACGUGGCCUAGGCUACACUGAGGAGCCGGACUACGCGAAGCUGCGCGGGCUGUUCCGAAGCGUUCUGCUUCAGCAGAAGGGCGUGCAGGAGGCGAACAUGCGGGACCUUGCAUUCGACUGGGAGGUUGAAGUUCCUGCGGCCAAGGCGCUGGACUUGGCGAAAGAGCCCGUCACGGACGGCGCCUUGGCGAACUCCAGCGCGCCACCGGCAGUGAAGGGGCGAUUCAAGGCGGAAGGGCAUGCAGAAUUGGGCGAGCACGUUUCAGGAGUUUUCGGCUACAAACUAUGCUUGGCACAGGUGCAGGUAGAGGAGACCCAUGACAGCGAGCACGAAGAGGGUCGGAGGUGGUGGUGCUUUUGGACGAUUCUGAACGCGGUGUCCUGCAUACUGGUGAUCUUCAGCAUCACCACCACCGUUGUCUUGUCCACGCCGCGUUUCAACUUCAUUCACAUUCAUGGGGGUGUGGAGAUAGUCUGCUCCGCCUUCUUUUGCUUCGAGUACGUGCUACGAGUCGCCGCCGCUCCGAACCUCUGGAAGUACGUGUGCUCUUGCCUGGGCAUUGUCGAUCUGAUCGUUGCGGCGGCCAGCCUGCCCACCCUGAUCAUAAGAACUGUGGAGCUCUUACGAGGGCGCGGUCACAUUCCCUUCUUCUACCCCCUCCUGCCCCUUCGGAUGCUGCGACUUCUCAAGUUGGUAUACUACCUCCCGGAGAGCCGACAGCUCUGCAAUGCAAUCAAGGGUGUGGCGAGGUUCAUCAUGGUCUUCUUGCUCGGGGUUCUUGUGAUCAUCCUGAUGUUGGGCAGUUGCCUUCACGUGGCUGAAAAUGGCCGCGAGGGCUUUGAGUCAAUUCCAGCAGGCAUGUGGUGGGCUGCGGUGACGAUUACGACGGUGGGCUAUGGGGAUGCCGUGCCCCAGACCGUUCUAGGCAAGCUGUUUGCAUCCCUCUCCAUGCUGAUUGGCUACGGCAUGCUCGCCAUUCCCACCCUCCUUGGCACCUUUAAUGUUCGGAACGAGGACCCAAAGCGCAAGGCCAAGACUGAAAAGCUGGACAUGGAGGCUUCUGGCUUGAAGAGAAGGACCACCUCUUUUGGACGCGACGCGCCUGAGGGUCUCGUGCCCGUGCAGAUCCGCCCAGCCGACUGCGACCCCGCCGGAUGCCUCAAGCAUUCCGUGGGGUUUGCGCUGCUUGAGGAGGCCGUCGUGCAGUGGAGCCCGCCUGAGGUUGCAUUGUCCGGCAAUCUGCAGUCUGAGUCAUCUCGUGAGUUUCGUGUCUCAUUCUUCUCCGCCUCCCAUGGAGAUGGAGCGGAGCCUCCGGUAGCUCGUGGCAGCAUCCGAUAUGGGCGAGCCAGUGUUCGCGAUCGCUAUGUGAGCUUGGCUUCACCUGAUGAUCUCCAUCACAAUGAAAAUUCCCGAGAAUUCCACUACCGACGCUUUUGGCUGACACUGAACUUGCUGUCCAUCUUCAUCGUCGUGCUCAGCGUGGUUCUCACGGUGGUCAUGUCGCUACCUGAGGUUCGAGCCAGCGAAAGCUACACGCAAAUUUACGACGUGGUGGAGAUGCUCUGCGCGGCUUUUUUUGUCGUGGAGUAUCUCUUGCGCCUUUGCGGCUCUGGCAUGAGGCGACUCUCCUAUGCAUGUUCGGGCCUCGGCUUAGUCGACCUCGUCGUCGCAUUGUCCUCCAUGGCGGCCAUCGUCACACGCUACCGAGACCUGGUUCAAGGAGGUCAUGGUGGUAACCUCUGCCAGCCGUUGGUGUGUUUGCGCAUGCUACGGCUUCUCAAGCUGAUGCACUACAUCCAGGAGUGCCGGCAACUGUCCCAUGCCUUGAGCACGGACUUCCGCUUCAUCACGGUCUUCCUCUUCGGAAUCCUGGUCAUCGUGCUGAUGCUGGGAACCUGCCUGUACGCAGCGGAGAAUGGUGACAAUGGUUUCGAGUCGAUCCCGCAUGGGAUGUGGUGGGCCACUGUCACUUUGACCACUGUGGGCUACGGAGAUCUGGUGCCCCAAACUUGUUGGGGAAAGUUCUUUGCCGCAUGCUCCAUGUUGAUUGGCUAUGGCCUGCUGGCCGUCCCUACACUGCUUGGCACUGUUCAAGCGACGAAGUCCACGUUUAACGAGCCGCCGCUAGCCCUGCGCAGCCCCACCAGGACCGCCAUCGAUCUGGACGCAUCGAACAACGUGGAGUAUUUUUCGCUGCAGCCGCGGGCCAACGAUGUGGACCGGUGGCGGUGUCUCAAGCCAUCUUCUGGCCAAAGCCUGCUGGAUGAGGUGGUGCACCAGUGGAGCCGCCGCGAGGAUGUCAGCCUGUCUCGCUGGCACGCGUAUCACUACUCCUUCACCUUGUCCCUCCCUCUACAGCAGCUGUGUGAGGACAGCGACCUGUAUGUGCAGGUCCAGGCGUGUCCCAACAGCGACUCCUCGUCUGACUUCCAGGUGAUCUUUCACUGUGGCCAGUGCUACAGUCCAGACACGCUCGACCGAGCUCUGGCAGAGGGUCAUGUACGAUACUUCCUCACGGUGGGUUUUAUCGAAUCUGCGUCCUCUGACACAGACGAUGCAGAGGACGAAGGAGGAUCCUGCCUGCAGAUCAUCAUCAUUAUCGCCGUGGGCUUCUUUGGCUGCAUCGAUCUUUCCCAUCGCCUGGCGAAGUCGGGUGAGAGGUCUGAAAACUUGGCGGAAUUCACUGGAGAGGCUCUACAUGCGCUGAAGCAUGAGCUCAAGUCGUCAGCGGGUGAUCUCAAGGUGAAGCUGCCCGAGAGGGUCGACUCCAUGAUUGACAGCAUCGAGGUGGCGGAAGAGAAGGCCAAGAGCCUGGUCCAAACAUUCCAGGCAGGAGGGUUCCAGGACUCCGCGGUGCAGACGGUCUCUCAGGCGAUCUACGGGAAGCUGAUGCUGAUGCUCUAUGUGGCCUCACGGCGAGUGAAGGCUGCUGCAGCAAGUGUUCAAUCCAUGCCUUGGCCAGCCAUCUCGACCUACAUGACCUCCAUCAAUGGCGCCUUGGGACGCCUGCAGGGCAUGGCCGAGCUCCUUGUGCCCCACCUGCCAGCCAAUGCGCAGAAGGUUGUUUUUGAGUUCACGAACGCGACAAGUCAGCUUGAUGGGAUUUCCCUGCGCAUGGAGGGUGAUCUCCAAGGGCUUCGAGAUUUGGACGCCCUCUGCGUGUCCUUCACGUCGAACGUGACGAAGCUUGCAGCUCAAACCAUGGAUCCAUCUGCAGAAGACAAGGUUGAGCAGCUGAUGAAAACGCACAGACCCUUCACCUUGCUUCAUGACGAAGGCCUUGUCGAGCUAAGUCAGCUUCUUGACCAAGGAGCAGUGAAGAACUUCGUCAACCUCACAGCGUCACAGAAGGCUGAAGCCAGCCGUGUCUUAGCAGACGUCACUGACCUGAUUGAGAGGCUUGCGGGCAAGCUCCGCAGCAUCAGGGAUGGGACAGUUACGGAGAUCGCCAAGUCUGCCGAGGAUGGCGUGGAAAGCACCGAGCCGGAGUGGUCCUUCUUGGCGAGCCAGGUGCAGAACGUGGGGGCAGCCCUCAAGAACUCACUCUCCCAGCUGGCGUGGCUGUACUCCCUGCUUGGGGGUGUGAUGAUGGCUUCCGUCCUGGUGGUCAUGUCACUUGCAGUAGCGUACGUCUUCUCGCUGUAUCAUCGCAGCAAGAACGGCACCUAUUUGGACUUCGCCGAUGACCUGGAUGGCUGGAAAGGCUGUAUCCUGCGUGCUCUUCGCUGCGUUGUGAACUCCUUCAGCUGCGUGGCCGUCGAGCUGCUUCUGGAUGUGCUUGCCGUCAUCCUCCUCGUCUUAGCCCUGGUCUUCAGCACCCUUGCUGGGGUCCACUUGGCAGUGUAUUCAGCUUGUCAAGCGGACCCCAUCUUAACGCACAACACUGCCUGCACGCAGGCCGUCGAGAGCUUCAGCCACGUGCUUCAGGAGCAGGACUUCUUUGCAGGUCACACGUGCGAACGCGAUGGGAUCCUCAUGUGUCAAGACGUUGUUGUCAGCAGUUCAUCAUGGCCGGUGCUGGUUGCCGUCAUUAUCCCGACUGUGGGGGCGCUGUUGACGUGCUGCCUUUCGCGGCAGGUGGUCGUGGAGCGACACGAGGCGCAGCUCCGUGCGGA